AUGUCUGAAAUAAUUGCCGACAAUAGGAAUGGUAUGUCGAGAGAGACCAUACAUUCGGUGUGUAUUUCGUGGACUAAUAUCCGGGUGUCGACUAAAACCCAGAAAUCUAUUUAUAAUUGUUUUCAAACCAAUGAAACACCGAAAGAGAUCCUAAGGAACGUAUCAGGUCGAGUUAAAGCUGGAGGCAUGUUGGCUAUAAUGGGCUCCAGUGGCUCCGGAAAGACAACUCUAUUGAAUGUAUUGACGGCAAGGAAUUUAUCGCAACUGUCCGUCAAUGGAGUGGUACUCAUGAAUGGACAGACAGUCAGUCAACAGACCAUUGCAUCCAUUUCCUCGUAUAUACAACAACACGAUUUGUUUCAACCGUUUGAUUUAACGAAAUGCGCGGAAACAAGGAUUGGAGACAACAAACAAUUGAAAGGCAUUUCCGGCGGAGAAAUGAAAAGACUGUCCUUUGCUUCAGAGGUUCUCACAAACCCUUCGCUAAUGAUUUGGUGAGAAAUACAACGAAAAU
Molecule: messenger RNA, 514 nt
Organism: Oppiella nova
Lineage: Eukaryota; Metazoa; Arthropoda; Arachnida; Sarcoptiformes; Oppiidae
Source: the annotation of a GenBank genome assembly